GCUGAAAAACUUCCCCUCUCCUUCACUGUCAGAGUUGGAGAUGACGUCACUUUGCCUUGUGAAAAUGUGAUAGACAGUCAGCAAGAAUGUGAAUAUACUACAUGGCUCUUUGUUGGUUCAGGAAGCAGAUCAACAGUAGAGCUGGUUAAUCUUGGGCAGAUUGUUGAAAACACCAAAUCUAAAUCAGACAGACUGAGUGUUACAGAGAACUGUUCUCUGGUUAUAAAGAAGGUCACAGUCGAUGAUGUUGGUCGUUAUGACUGCAGACAGUUCAUAUCAGGACAACAAAUUUCAGACUCUCAUGUUCAUCUGUCUGUUAUUAUCAUGACUGAAGAGGAGGACGCUGAUAAGGUGACAUUGUGGUGCUCUGUGUCGACACAUGAACAGUUCUGUGAUCACACAGUGAAGUGGCUGUAUGAGGGUAAAGAUGUGGACAAAGAUAACAAAGACAUGAAGACAUGGCAGAUUGACUGCUCGGCCGCUGUGUCUUUCCUGGAUUCUCAUUUUAGUUACAAAUCAAAGUCUAACUUGAAGUGUGAAGUGACAGAUGGUUACUCUGGAAAAGCUACAGAAAGUUCAAGUCAAUUCAACUUUGGCAGGGGCGGGCUUGUUCGUGAGACGAGCACGGGGCUUCAGGCCCAGUAA
Micropterus salmoides (largemouth bass) is the source of this 645-nucleotide messenger RNA. RefSeq lists its product as uncharacterized. The transcript is spliced from 3 exons. NCBI's taxonomy places the organism in Eukaryota, Metazoa, Chordata, Actinopteri, Centrarchiformes, Centrarchidae. Gene Ontology annotation, biological process: interleukin-15-mediated signaling pathway; positive regulation of ERK1 and ERK2 cascade; T cell activation. The annotation marks the transcript as partial. Gene Ontology annotation, cellular component: external side of plasma membrane; membrane raft. Gene Ontology annotation, molecular function: MHC class II protein binding; protein tyrosine kinase binding. The record is from RefSeq and is a predicted model, not a curated record.